Paramecium sonneborni is the source of this 1143-nucleotide messenger RNA. Lineage: Eukaryota; Ciliophora; Oligohymenophorea; Peniculida; Parameciidae. The record is from the annotation of a GenBank genome assembly.
UAAUGCAUCUAAUAUUGAUUUUAUUAGUAUUUUUAGGAAAUUGCAAGUUAAGCACAAAACCACACCAGAAUCACUUUGAAAAUAUAUUUUAUUAUGAUGAAGAAUAUUACAAAGUAAUUGAAAUAAAAAAGAUUAGAAUAAUCUAUAUGUUUCAAGAGUAUAUUGGAAUGCCAAUUUCGAUAAGCGUCUAAAAGAUGUAGAUCCACGAUAUUUGUAUUAUAAAGAUGGAGACUUGAAAAGAUAUACAAAAUAUGAUAAAAUAGGAUAAGGAGCAUUUUCUUAAGUUUUCCUUGGACUUCGAGAUGAUGGAGAGAUUGUAGUCAUGAAAGAACUUAAACCGAUGAAAUGGUAGGCAAUUAAUAGAGAGAUUCAAGUAUUAAAAGCUAUAAAAGGAACAACCAAUACACUAUAGUUGAUAGAUGCUGUUAGAAAUUAGAAUAAGAAAUAAAAUGCAACAUUUAUUUAUAAAUAUCUGAGUAGUGUGAAUUUACUUCAUUUAUUUGGAAAGCUUGAGUUACCAAAGAUAAAAUUAUAUAUGUACUAAUUACUAAAAGUAUUUACAAUACUUAAAAGGCUUUAAAUUAAGUACAUAGUAAAGGAGUCAUGCAUAGAGAUGUCAAGAUGGCUAACAUUAUAAUAAAGGAAGAUGAUACACUUUAUCUAAUUGAUUGGGGCUUAGGAGAGUUCUACCAUCCAAAAAAGAGAUAUAAUACUAAAGUAGGGACUCGUUAUUAAAAGGCUCCAGAAUUAUUAGUCAACAAUAAAUAAUAUGAUUACAGUAUUGAUAUGUGGUCAUUUGGUUGUACAUUAGCAAGCAUGAUUUUUCAAAAAUAGCCUUUAUUUAAAGGCAAAGAUAUUUAUGAUUAGUUAGAUAAAAUUGUUGCAGUUCUUGGCACUGAAGAUCUUCUUAAAUAUUUACAUAAAUACGAUAUUAUUUACCCUGAUCCACCAAUGUAUAUUAUAAAUAAAUACUUUAGACAUUCUUAAAAACCUUUUACAAUUUUUAUAAAUCCAGAAAAUGCUCAUUUAAUUACAAAAGAAGGUUUAGAUCUGAUCAGUAAAUUGUUAGUUUAUGAUCAUAAAUUAAGACUUACUGCAGCUGAGGCUAUGGCUCAUUCUUUUUUUGAUGGUUUUAGAAUUUGA